Messenger RNA from Medioppia subpectinata, 603 nucleotides. The record is from the annotation of a GenBank genome assembly. Lineage: Eukaryota; Metazoa; Arthropoda; Arachnida; Sarcoptiformes; Oppiidae.
AUGUUAGAGACCAUCCGUUUGGACACUGAGCUUAAGAAUCCGUUGGGCUUUGAGAAGAAGCAGAACGUGACGGACGCCAAGUUUUUCCCGCAAAUUGAGAAAUUCAUGCCAUCAGUGGAUCCCAAACAACGAGAAUAUGUGGCCGCUCUUUACGAUACGGACGAAGACAUCCUUUACAUGGGUCUCAAACACGACGACACGUAUUGCAUAACACAUCUGUAUAUGAAGAAAAUGAUCCACAAUAUGGACGAAUGGCCGCGAAAUAAGUUCAGCCACGGUUGGCACCCGGACUGGCAGUACGGCACCUGCUUUCAGGGCAAUCUGAUCGGUAUGUUUUAUCUCAGAGGUCAGGCAUAUGUGGUCGGAAGGGUCUUGUAUUCCUCUCGUGUCUACGAGGAUCAGGUCUACCGAAUGUCCGCCAAUCAGUUCCACGAGACCGUCGAUAUACAACCAGAGUACCAAUCAGUGGAGAGCGACAACAAGAAAGAGGUGGUUAUGGUUCACAAUUUGCGGACAUUCUUCGGCUGCGACUUUGAGCAGCUGUCGAGUCGGAGGAAGAGGAGGAGCAGGCGAUCCAAACUCCGAGUUCUCAACAGUGUUUAG